Molecule: messenger RNA, 1733 nt
Organism: Neurospora tetraspora
Lineage: Eukaryota; Fungi; Ascomycota; Sordariomycetes; Sordariales; Sordariaceae
Product: protein CSN12
Exons: 4
Coding region: 138-1496 (452 amino acids)
Biological process (GO): poly(A)+ mRNA export from nucleus
Molecular function (GO): RNA binding; double-stranded DNA binding
Source: RefSeq, a predicted model, not a curated record
UUCUCAGCAAACAAGGCCGCCUGAAGCUCCAAAGCUACGUAGUCUAGGCCACCACCGCCUUGCGUCCGGAUCCCACACACCACGACACCAACAGCUAGCUGCCAGAGUGUGGCUCAGGGUGAUAUCAAGACACAAAAAUGGAUUCACUCAUUCGAACAUUCUCAAAUGCGCAGACAAGCCGUGACGGAUAUCAGCUUGCGCAGACACUAUCGCCUGAUCUCCCACAGCAGCAACUUCAGGCCAUCUGGAAAAGUUGCGGUCACCAUGAUGCCCAGAAUGUCAUAAAGCGCGGGAUUCAGAAUAGCACGUCAGGCUUCGAGAAACUGCCCAAGGACGAGGUGCAAGGCUGGAGUGAUGUGUACCUUGCCUACUGGAAGGCCAUUGGCGAGCUUCUCCCUGCUUUAAACCAGGCGCCGCAGUCUUCAUGGACAAAAGUGUACGAUGCGUGGAAGGAACUACUCUCUGCGUUAUACAGAGGCUACAUCGGUCAGGGGUUUGAAGCGUGGUCAAUUCCGUGCCUAUAUGUCGUGGCCAAGAAUCUGCGCAUCUUCGCUCUGAAAGCCGAUGAGGAGCGCAACAACAACGUAGCCGCCGGAGACACAUCGGGCCAGAUCUUCCAGGAUGACUUUGACCCCGAAUCAGAACAACAUCAGAAACUGGAGGACUGCGCCCGUCAGUUGAACAGGAUCUUCACGCUGUGUCUCAAUGACAGAGCACCCUUGGAGGAGUCACGGAAAUGGGGUAUUUACUAUAUCAUCAAUCUUCUGUUCAAGACGUACUUUAAGCUCAGUUCGGCCAGUUUAUCCAAAAACAUCCUCAAGACAUUGUCGGCUUAUCGAGGUGACAUGCCGCCCCUGUCCGCCUUCCCCAAGUCACAGCAAGUGACGUUCAAAUACUACGAGGGAGUUCUGUGCUUCUUGGAGGAGAAUUAUUUCCAGGCUGAGGAGCACUUGACACAGGCGUGGUCCCUCUGCCACAAGGAUGCCAUGAAGAACAAAGAGCUCAUCCUCACCUACCUCGUCCCUUGCCACCUCCUUACGACACACACUCUCCCAAGCCAAAAGCUCCUCGAGCCGUACCCCCGACUCCAGAAGCUCUUCCUGCCACUAUCCAACUGCAUCAAGAAAGGCGAGCUGCACGCAUUCGACCUGGCUCUCCAGCAAGGCGAGGAUGAGUUCGUCAAACGACGCAUCUACCUGACCCUGGAGCGUGGCCGCGACAUUGCGCUGCGCAACCUCCUGCGCAAGGUCUUUAUUGCUGGCGGGUUCGAGGAGCCCAAGGUGGAGGGCGGUCCGCGGGUGCGGCGCACUCGCAUCCCCGUCGCCGAAUUUGCUGCCGCUAUAAGUCUGGGGAGCAAGCAGACGCUUGAGACGGAUGAGAUUGAGUGCUUGAUGGCGAAUAUGAUUUACAAGGACCUCAUGAAGGGCUACAUAGCACGCGAGCGAGGCUUUGUGGUGCUUAGCAAGAGCGGUGCCUUCCCCGGAACUGGAGUAUAGUGUUCCAAACUGUGAUCGGGCGAAUGCCAGCAGUAGCGGUACAUUGAGUGGACGGAGGGUGACUGGGAGUAGAAUCUGAAGUCCGCUUCUGGAGGUCGGGUUUAAUCAACCCAAACCCUUACAUGGAGAGAGGUAGUCGUGUAGUACUCAUCUUCCUAGGCUGCGCUACUACUACCAGGUGAGUACCGCUCUGCUCUGCUGGUGGCCUGGUGGGUAAGAAGGUCCUUCGGAUAGACA